Messenger RNA from Macrosteles quadrilineatus (aster leafhopper), 2037 nucleotides. It is a transcript of the gene Gos28, whose product is annotated as Golgi SNAP receptor complex member 1. Lineage: Eukaryota; Metazoa; Arthropoda; Insecta; Hemiptera; Cicadellidae. The record is from RefSeq and is a predicted model, not a curated record. The transcript has 6 exons. Gene Ontology annotation, biological process: vesicle fusion; endoplasmic reticulum to Golgi vesicle-mediated transport. Gene Ontology annotation, molecular function: SNAP receptor activity. Bases 180 to 887 code for a protein of 235 amino acids. Gene Ontology annotation, cellular component: Golgi medial cisterna; cis-Golgi network; SNARE complex.
UCAUCAUGGCAUUGUCAUGUUUGUUGUUCUUUCAAUACCAGCAGAAAGUUAGAUAGUAACAUUAGAACAAGAAAUAUAAAAUAUUUAUGGUUUUUAUACUAUACCAUAAGCUGUAGUGGAUAUUUUGAAAUACUUGUAACACAUCCAGUGAUAUAAUCUGUCAAAAUUCCUGUUAAAAAAUGAUAGAGUGGGAAGAUCUCCGUAAACAAGCGAGGAAACUAGAAAAUGAAAUAGAUCUGAAGCUGGUUUCAUUCAGCAAACUUGGUACAGGGACAGUUAACACUUACAAGAACAAUGAAAGUGAUAUGGAGCCUCUACUGUCAACAGAACAUGUGUUCGAUUCGGUAGCAGUUGAAAUAGAGCAACUCUUAUCUAAGUUAGCAGCAGUUAAUGAAAAGUUAGGAGAAAUAGCAUCAAGUGAGCAGGCAAGUGGGGGAGGAGCUGCAAUGCUUCAUACACUGCAGCGCCAUCGUGAUAUCCUUCAGGAUUACACACAGGAAUUCCGCAAGACACAACAGAACUACCGAGCACGUAGGGAGAGAGAAAACCUACUUCACAGUGUCAAGAAAGAUAUUGAUUCUUACAAAAAUUCAAGCGGGCUCAAUCGGCGAAUGGAUUUAUACAUGAAGGAAAAUAAACACAUAAGGAAUUCAGAACGCAUGGUGGAUGACCAAAUCUCUAUCGCAGUGGAGACAAGGGAACACCUCGUCUCGCAACGACUCAGUAUGAAACGGAUACAGACUCGCAUUCACGACUUGGGGAGUCGCUUCCCUGUCGUCAACAGUCUUGUACAGAGGAUAAAUUUGCGCAAACGUCGAGACUCUCUCAUCAUUGGUCUAGUAGUUGGCAUUUGCACAUUCCUUAUGCUGCUAUAUCUUUUCCACUAGACUUGUUGUUAAUUAUGUCUCCUCUGAAAUCACACUGGGUAUUUAUCAAACAAAUAUAACAUUUUUCGGGAGUUUAAGAAACAAAAUAAAUGACCAUUUUGGAAAAUAAUGAUUUCUAUUGUAGUAACAAUUUUCAAGAUAUUUUACCUUUUUACCUACAACUCUGACCUGCAAGGGAUUCCCACUAUAAAUUGACAAUAUUGGUACUUUUUCUGAAAAAAAUUGAUUCUUUUAUGUUGACAGUUUAAGGUCAUCCCUCAUUUCUUGGAAUGUCACACCUCAAAAAUGUUUAAUGUCAUAAUCUUCCACUAUACCCUUCAAUCCAAUCUUAAGAUAGCAUUUCUUUAAUAUAGAGCUAUUAUUGAUUUGAUCGAGACUUUUCACACAUUACAAUAGAUUGUCACAUUAAUUAAACAGUCUUAACAUCUAAAUAAUUAUUGUGACGCUAAGAUAUACAAUUUAUCAGCUUUAAAAAUUAGUCAAAGACAAUUCUAAGCAUCUUUCUGUCCUGUUGAUGUAGCGGGCAGUGAUUUUUGAUGUGUACUACUUAAUAUACUUGCUAUUUAACCAGCCUUAAAACUAUUUAAUUAAAUGUAAUAUUUUAUUUUUUUAUUGUUUUUUCGAAUUGUAACAAAAAAAUAAAACACAAUUUCAUCCACCCUAAAAUGAUAUAAAAUAUCUAGUCAACAUGAGUUCAUUUAAAAGUUACGGACAUCAGACACUCACUCGUAAAACAGGCUUCAGAUUUAACAAUAGCAUGAAAAGUCAAUGAUAUAAAUUACGUAAACGUUACCACAUGUUACAAUUUAGUAUGUAGUUUCAUUCUAAAAAGUUACAUAUGAGUUUUGUUAGAUAAGUUUUUUCAAAUAUGUAUAAAAAGUAUACCUAUUUUCAAAAACUUAUUCCCAAUGUGUUUUUUUAUUUUUUAAAUCAUUAGUUGGAUUGAAGUGGGGAUGAUGCCUUUUGAUAAUUUAUUAGUGUAGAUUGUUUUUAAUUUAUCUUUUUAUGUACCAUAACUAAGUUUUGUGCUGUUUAGACUGAGAUUAAUGGUGUCAGAAGAGCCUAAAUGUUUAAAUAUGUGUAUAUAAUAAAUUAGUAAAAAAUAUUAUAAUCUUAUAUGUUACGAAUAAAAGUUUCUAUGUUUUUGAAA